Ectocarpus siliculosus is the source of this 162-nucleotide messenger RNA. NCBI's taxonomy places the organism in Eukaryota, Phaeophyceae, Ectocarpales, Ectocarpaceae. The record is from the annotation of a GenBank genome assembly.
AUGGACGCAACGAAGAGAGAGGUUCGCAAUGCCAAGACUUGGAUCUCGGACAUGAAGUACAGCAGGGACGGAGCUCUUCUCGCCGUAGCCACGAGCAGCGGCCAGAUCUACGUCCAUGAUGCCGCCGACCACUACAGCCUAAAGUCCACGACGAGUGAGUGA